AUGUUUUCACGGUUUCUCAUUCUUGUCACGUUGUUAUCAGCUGUUCACGGGACGUUGACGCCGAAGUCGCGCAAGGAUAAGCGCGACGAUAAGUUCUUUGUGCACAUCAAAACGGGGCCCCAAAACAUUACCGUCUUUGACCGGAAUUUGGUGACGGAAGCGGCCACUCCGAGGGAGGUUUUGCAGAAUUAUCUAGCGUAUUUCAGGGAAAUUGACAAUUAUCAGUUUGAUGGGCUUGUGCUGGGCUACGUGACUCCUUGGAACAAUGAGGGGUACGACAUUGCCAAAAUUUUCGGGAACAAGUUUACGCACAUUAGCCCCGUUUGGUUGGAAAUCAAAAAAUCAAACAACCGGUUUGACUUCAGUGGAACACACGAUAUUGACAAGAAGUGGAUAAUACACGUGAAAAAUGCAGGACGGGAGAGGAAACUUAAAAUUGUCCCUAGAAUUCUCUUUAGUGGUUUGAAUGAGAACCAAAUGAACUCACUCUUCGACCCUAAAGAGCUGAAAUCGUUAAUUAAAACACUGAUAACAACCGCGAAAUCGUACAAUUUCGACGGUUACGUGAUCGAGAUCUGGCCCCAACUCCAGAUGGACAUGAAUUACGACCCCUUGAUCAACCUUGUGAGAACCAUAGGGGACUCCCUGGCCUUAGAAUCCUUAGACACAAUCCUGGUAAUUCCCCCGAAACGGGGCCGCAAUUUGCCCUUCUCGGAGGAUCAUUUCAACGCAUUAUAUGACCAUGUGACUGCAUUUUCCCUCAUGACUUAUGAUUAUUCCAACCCGAGGCGCCCCGGCCCCAAUGCCCCCUUGACCUGGGUCGAAGACUGCAUUAAAACCGUGUCUUCGCAAGAGUCCAAAAGGGGCAAAAUUUUGACCGGUUUUAAUUUCUAUGGAAAUCAUUAUUCUGAAGUCGGGGGAAAACCCAUCCUGGGGCACGAGUUUAUCCGAAAAUUGGAGGAGAAAUUGAAAACUGCGAGGAUGAUUUAUGAUCCACAAAUCGCCGAGCAUUACGUUGAAUACGAGGAAUCGAACGGCAAACAUUUGCUUUUCUACCCCACGUUGUAUUCAAUUCACAAACGCAUCGAACUGUGCAAAAAACUGGGGACGGGGAUUUCCAUCUGGGAGUUGGGACAAGGACUGAAAUAUUUUUACGAUUUGUUAUGAUUUUCCUUUUCUAAAUAAAUUAUUACAACCACAAA
Tribolium castaneum (red flour beetle) is the source of this 1202-nucleotide messenger RNA. RefSeq lists its product as uncharacterized. The coding region runs from base 1 to 1167 and encodes 388 amino acids. Gene Ontology annotation, molecular function: chitin binding; oligosaccharide binding. Gene Ontology annotation, biological process: carbohydrate metabolic process. Gene Ontology annotation, cellular component: endomembrane system. NCBI's taxonomy places the organism in Eukaryota, Metazoa, Arthropoda, Insecta, Coleoptera, Tenebrionidae. The record is from RefSeq and is a predicted model, not a curated record. The transcript has 5 exons.